This is a messenger RNA of Beauveria bassiana ARSEF 2860, 408 nucleotides long. RefSeq lists its product as uncharacterized. The coding region runs from base 1 to 408 and encodes 135 amino acids. Lineage: Eukaryota; Fungi; Ascomycota; Sordariomycetes; Hypocreales; Cordycipitaceae. The record is from RefSeq and is a predicted model, not a curated record. The transcript has a single exon.
AUGGGUCGCAGCCUCAUCGACCGCAUCCAGGCUAAGCUUGAGUUUUUCCGCCUCGAGCAGCACUACACUCGCCGACGCCACCGCCGCUCGACAUUCGUCUCCAACGCCGUCUACGUCGACGGCGAGUACGUCUACCAGACCCCCAACAGCACCGGCUCCUCGACCGACUCGAGCCUUGCACGCACCGACGCCCUCCACGGCGAGAAAGUCGGCGCCGCCAAGUCCAACAUGGCCAGCGACAUGCCCAGCCCACUCAUCGACAACGAGCCCGUCGCUGCCAUGCCCCAACGCAAGCGUCUCAACCGUUUUAGCUCCAUGCCUUCGUUCAACGGCAGCAUCGCCACCACGCAGACUUCAGCCAGCGACCGACGACGUAGUGCCGUCCAAUGGCUCGACAAGAAGUGGUGA